CGCAUUUUAGUAAGACUACUUGACCUCCUUCUCCAAACAUACUUUUACUGUCUACACCAUCACCAUUUGUUGAGUGCCUACCUACCUUCUACUAGAAUCUCCCAAAUAUCUAACCAUGACCUUUCCACCCACACCGACCGGUGAAACCAGCUCCCACGCCGGGAACUGCCACUGCGGCGCGGUGCAGUUCCACUUUAUCCUGUCACCGCCGCUGCCCGAGUACCCCACCGCCAGCUGCAACUGCUCCAUCUGUUCGAGGAACGGGUACCUGCUCGUCUACCCCUUCCAGAAGGACUUGGUCAUAGACCAGGGCGCCGAGGUGCUCAAGGACUACCGCUUUGGCGACCGCAAGGCGACCCACCAGUUCUGCAGCUCGUGCGGCAGCAGUUGCUUCAUCUGGCCGCCUUCCAUGGGAGGUGAACCGAUCACGGCUGUCAAUGUGCGCCUUCUAAAGGACUUUGACCCAGAGAUCCUGAAGAUCAACAAGGUCGAUGGGAAGUCAUUCCCGCCGGAGUACAAGGUCUAAACUCACAGGACUAUGUCGUCCGAUAUGGCGAGGUGCAGGCUGGCGUUUCUUGCUCUGAUUUUCUCUCUUGCCAUUUUGUAUACUAUCUGUAUCUUUCUUUCUCCAUCAGAUAAACUCCCUUCUUCUCACAGUCGCUUUCCUUGGGCUGCUUGUCCUGAGUUUGAUCGAGUUAACAUCAGGUCGCUUUUGUUCUUAGCCCGGGGGCGAUUUCUGAUGGAAAAAAGAUUAUGGUCAGUAGGAAUGUAGAGGAUCUUGUACCGUACUUACGCG
Aspergillus aculeatinus CBS 121060 is the source of this 796-nucleotide messenger RNA. RefSeq names its product GFA family protein. Gene Ontology annotation, molecular function: carbon-sulfur lyase activity. The transcript is spliced from 2 exons. Lineage: Eukaryota; Fungi; Ascomycota; Eurotiomycetes; Eurotiales; Aspergillaceae. The record is from RefSeq and is a predicted model, not a curated record. The coding region runs from base 116 to 526 and encodes 136 amino acids.